Calypte anna (Anna's hummingbird) is the source of this 3901-nucleotide messenger RNA. RefSeq names its product adiponectin receptor 2 (gene ADIPOR2). The transcript has 8 exons. Gene Ontology annotation, molecular function: signaling receptor activity. Gene Ontology annotation, cellular component: plasma membrane. The record is from RefSeq and is a predicted model, not a curated record. Lineage: Eukaryota; Metazoa; Chordata; Aves; Apodiformes; Trochilidae. Gene Ontology annotation, biological process: adiponectin-activated signaling pathway. Bases 143 to 1303 code for a protein of 386 amino acids.
UUGCUCCCCCCCGCUCCUCAGCGGAGGGAGGAGUGCGCGGCCUGGGUGCCGCCCGAAGGAAGGUUCGGCGGGGCGAACCCACACAUAAUCAGGCAACCGAACCAAGAAGAAGCAGAGUAUUUGCAAAGGCUCCCAGCAUCUCAUGAAUGAACUAACGGAACCCGAUAAUGCUGGUUCUGCAGAGCCAGGUCUGCGGCUCAGAAAAGGACACAUGUCUGACACUGCAACAGCACACGCAGCCUUUGAAGAGGACAGCUCUGAGCAGAGCCUUCUUUUAGUGAAGCCACCUCUGUCUUCUGACCAGGAAAAUUGUUCUGAAGAAUAUAAACACAAUGAUGAGUCACCUCAAGAAGAUGAAGGGUUUAUGGGUAUGUCACCUCUUCUGCAAGCCCACCAUGCUAUGGAGAGAAUGGAAGAAUUUGUGUGUAAGGUAUGGGAGGGCCGAUGGCGAGUCAUUCCUCACGAUGUUCUGCCUGACUGGCUAAAGGACAACGACUACCUGCUGCAUGGACACAGACCACCCAUGCCUUCCUUCCGGGCUUGUUUCAAGAGUAUCUUCAGAAUACAUACAGAGACUGGUAACAUCUGGACACAUCUUCUAGGAUGUGUGUUCUUCCUUUGUCUGGGAAUUUUCUACAUGUUCCGGCCAAACAUGUCCUUUGUAGCACCUGUGCAGGAGAAAGUGGUUGUUGGGUUGUUCUUCUUGGGAGCCAUACUCUGCCUCUCCUUCUCAUGGCUCUUCCACACAGUGUAUUGCCACUCAGAGGGUGUUUCCCGGCUCUUCUCCAAGCUGGAUUAUUCUGGCAUUGCACUUCUCAUAAUGGGCAGCUUUGUACCAUGGCUGUACUACUCCUUCUAUUGCAACCCUCAGCCUUGCUUCAUCUACUUGAUUGUGAUUUGUGUCCUGGGCAUCGCAGCCAUAAUUGUCUCACAAUGGGACAUGUUUGCAACCCCUGAAUACCGGGGUGUAAGGGCAGGAGUAUUUCUAGGUCUGGGUCUUAGUGGGGUUAUUCCCACGCUGCACUUUGUCAUCUCUGAGGGGCUCCUGAAAGCAGCCACCAUGGGGCAAAUAGGCUGGCUGGCACUCAUGGCAUGCCUGUACAUCACUGGUGCUGCACUAUAUGCUGCCCGCAUCCCGGAGAGAUUCUUCCCUGGCAAGUGUGACAUCUGGUUUCACUCCCAUCAGCUGUUUCACGUCUUUGUAGUGGCUGGUGCUUUCGUGCACUUCCAUGGGGUUUCCAACCUCCAGGAGUUCCGUUUCACACUCGGAGGAGGCUGCACAGAGGAAGAUGGGAUGCAGUAGAACCAGCCUUCAGCCCAAGAUGUAACCAAAACAGUACCGCAAGCGCGGUUGCAGCGUGCAGGCUAGCAAAAUGAAUACCUAAGAAGAAUCCAAGCUUCAGCUGGUGGGGCGUGGAGCUUCGUGGGGGAUUCUGACUAACCAAGAUAAAUUCUAUACCUCAAGCAAUGGAAUGAAUCAAUUUGAAGACCAGGAAAUUCUGAAACCCUAACUUAUUCUUGGGAUCUACAGAAUGAGCUACAGAGGACCCUUUCCAAAUCGGCUUCUGUUCAAUGCCAUAUUUAUUUGUAGAAUUGGGGAGGGAUAGCUUAGCGGUUUCCUUUUUUUAAAAAAAAAAGAAAAAAAAUGAGGUUAAAUUUAUAUCCUCUUGGAGGGUUUGGGAGUUGAUUUUAGAUGCUCUUUUGGGAGAAAAAAAAAUUGUAAAUAAGAUUUCUAACUUUCUGUUUAAAUAAAAUUUAUAUAAAUGUUUUAAACAAAGGGUGGGGGGGGGAAGGGUUUUUGUAAAGAAUGCAACAUGCAAGUACCACACACUGUUUCAAUUUUGCACAAAAUAAAUGAUUGCAGGAGGACCAGGUAAAAUUUCCAGGAGUGAAGCAUAUUGGCCCUGCAGAUUUUCCUGGUGGCCAACAUGCCCUGGGCAAUAUGGGGUCCUGGCCAGCACUUGGAGUAGGUUCAGUAUGUGUACACAAGGAUUGUGAAGGCUGGAUUAAUCAUGUUGUCAUCCAGGUCACAGUGUUAACAAGUUUAUUUGCUUGUGUAGCUUGAAGAUUUAUCUGUGCCCUGCCUAAGCAUGUGGGACAGCUGCCUUCCAGGCUUCCAUGGCCUGUGUAGUACUGGGUUGUGGAUCUUAUAGUUGUUUUGGCUCUCAUCAUAUGAAUUGGAGCGUGGUGGGAUAACUGCACGUGGAAUGGCAAACAGUCCGACUCCGUCAGUGCCUGCCUGUUCCCAGGGGCCACCAUUGAGUAGAUGGUUGCCAUUUGCAGGCCUGCCCUGUUUUGUUGAACAAAUGAUGGUAAUGCAUUUGUCAGAAGAUAGUUGAGCAUGUGAGGGGAAAAGAGGUGGGGUUAAGAGGGACUGGGAAGUGGAAGCUGUGUGCUUCAGGACUUGGAGUUAACAGUUACUGCAGGCCUCAAGCACGGUACCUUCUCAUGGGUCAGGAUCUGUAUGCCAAGGGGGUUUGCAGUUUUUUCUUUUUAAGAAGGAAAAUCCACAAUCAGCCCAAUGCAGUUCCAUUUUUAAAAUUUUUUUAUUUACUAAGGUCUGCUUCCCAUCUGUGCUCUAGCAGUGGGACUGCUGGUAUUUCUUAAACCUAAAACUAAGAGUUCAGUUGGAUUGCUGUGGAGCAGAUGGCACCUCCUGUAUAAGGGGAGGCAUAUAACCUUCUCUUGUGUAAUUGAUGUAGCUUGAUCUUUGGAGCCUAAUCAGAAGCCAGAAUGAAGGAGAAUCUUUGGAGUCAUAAGGUGAAACUUGAAUGUUUUGUUUCUUAUGACACAGGUAUUGCUUGGAGUGUUUAAUUGGAAAUUCAAAGCAAUUACCUCUCAUGGAUGAGUUAAACAGCUCAUGAAACGCCGUAUUUCACAAGGAAGAAAGGUACAGCAUGGAUUUUUUGUUGUGGUGUUUUUUUACUUUGUUUUAAGACUCCUGCAAGUUCACCCUUCAAGAGAAAAAUGUAGAUUGUGAAGAUUUGCCAUACUCUGGAUAUUGCAGAGUGUGUUUUGGGGAGUUGCUUUGCCUAAUGGAGUCAAGUAGAAGCAGAAUGCCUUCUGAAAGUUUGACUGGAUGUUAAGGCUCCACCCCUCUAAUGGAAUCUUUGUAAAGCCUCUGAGAGCAAGGUCAGCUGCACAAAGAGGUGCUGCAGAGCUUAGAGGGACAUGUUCUCAGUAGGAUCACUACAAUGGAUGCCUGUAGGGCCAGAAGUUAUCACAGGUCUGUGAGGUACUAAAAAGAAUCAAAGAGCAGUAUUAACUUGGGCAUAAGGGCUAAUAGCACUGGCAUCUCAGACAAAGAUGUAGAGUUGCAUGGUAGGAAGUAUGCUGGUGUCUGAGAAGGGCCUGGUACAUAUCAGAAUCAGAGUUGUCUGUAAGGUGCUUUGGGAUACCUCUGUAUCAGUACCAGCAGAAGUUGCAGUCUCCAUCCUGGAUCAUCCCAUGUUCACUCCUCGAAGGGUGAUUGUAACCUGGUCCUACACAGCACAGAAUUAUUACAGAAACACAGUACUUCACCUGCUAUUCUUAACCCAGUCAGUCUCUCCUUUCCAGAAGUUUGUGUUCCAAUAAAAACAACUUAGCUGUGCACUUUUCUGUAGCUCUUGCUGAGAACUCUUCCCAGGUUGGCACCUGAAUGCCUUACUCUCAGCAGUCAGAGGCUUGCUUGCUCUGUGUGCAGGUUAUUGCCAUAGAAUAGUUAAGACCUACAGCUUCUUUCCUUCCCCAUUAAAUAGUGGCCUUGUUCAGUAUAUUUCUUUUUAAAAAUUGCUUACUGUUGAAAGCAAUGAAGCACAUUCUGGGUUUUUGAUGGUUGGGGACUCUGGUGAUGGUUCCAUAUAAGAUGGGAUCUUAUUACUUGCUGUAUUCUUAACUUCUGCUAAUAAAAGAACCAAAU